UGAACCAGAAGAUCCAUCUGCAAUCGAAGAUGCCACUAAGGAUAGUAAUGAUGACUAGAACACUAGUACUUUAACAACUUUAUAUUAAUUAUUUAUGUGUGGGAUGUGGAAUGAAAAUUCUUGCAGUGCUUCAUAAGGUUCACAAGUAUGGGAAACAAGUUAGAAGUGCCUACAGUUGAUCUGAGUGGCAAGGUGGCCAUAGUGACUGGAGGGAACACUGGCAUUGGCUAUGAGUUGGUCAAGGGACUGGCAGAGAUGGGUGCUCACACCAUCAUGGCCUCUAGAUCAGAGGAGAGAGCCACUGCUGCAGUAGCUCGUAUAAAAGAAAGUUCUGAGAAAGAUCUGAAAGUGGAGUUUAUGCGUCUGGACCUUUGUUCCCUCCAGUCCACUAAGGACUUUGUGAGGGCAUUCAAAGAGAAGAACCUGCCACUGCACAUACUCAUCAACAACGCUGGUAUUUUGGCCGUCCCAUUUGCAAGAACAGAUGAUGGACAUGAGAUGCAGUAUCAGGUGAACCAUCUCUGUCCGUUCCUCAUCACCUUGGAGCUACUGCCCAUCGUCUUGGAGACUGCCUCCACCAGCGGAGAUGGUAGGAUACUAUUCGUCUCCUCCUCUGGUCACUACAAACUAUACGCUGGAGAAGUGGACUUCAAUAGCAUUGACUCUGAGGAGAUGUACACAAGGGCGAAAGCCUAUGGACGUACGAAACUGUACAAUGUGAUGACAACAUUUUCCCUACAGCGUCGACUAAAGGAUGUCUCCAUCACAGUGUCUGCUCAACAUCCUGGUGUAGUACGCACCGAAAUUAGCAGGGGUGUUAGUGACAGCAAGGCUCUCCUGCUCUUCUUUAAGUUCAUACUUGCAACCUCUGGUCGAGAACCUAAAGAAGGAGCGGCCACAACUCUGAACUGUGCCGUCAACCCUGCACUCAACUCCCAGGAAGCCUUCUACUACGACAGCUGUAAAGUGACUGCCCCUAACCCUGACGCCAGGAAUGAGACGUAUCAGGAGGAGCUCUGGAGAAGAAGUAUCGAGGCUCUUAGAGACCACCUCUCACCAGAGAUACUGGAGAAGUACGGACCCUCAAUGGCUGUUGAAAGUGUGCAACCUGAACCCCCUUCCCCGCCACUCCCUACUGAGGGUGAGACCGAAGAAGGUGAAGAGAUUCCUACUACUGCAGCUGCUACCGUUACUGCUAGAGAUACAGUUACGACGGAAAUGACUGGUGAUGGGCAGCCUGAAGCUGGAGCACCACCUUCCUCACCCGAAAUAGAAAAUGAAUCAGCUGCAAAUGCCACAGACUAAGGACAGUGAUGACUAGAACACUAGUACAGUACAUUAACAACUUGAUAUUCUAGAUAUUCUAUGUGUGGGAUUGGAAUGAAAA
This is a messenger RNA of Halichondria panicea, 1387 nucleotides long. Its product is annotated as retinol dehydrogenase 12-like. The transcript is spliced from 9 exons. The coding region runs from base 148 to 1305 and encodes 385 amino acids. The record is from RefSeq and is a predicted model, not a curated record. Lineage: Eukaryota; Metazoa; Porifera; Demospongiae; Suberitida; Halichondriidae.